AGCGUUCAUUUAGUGGAGGGAGGAGGGGGCGCGCACCGCGGAUCACACGCCCGCACUGAGAGUCUGCGCGUCAUGAGCGGCAGCGGCUGCGGCUUCUUCUCCUCCAGCGUCCCCACAACGAGAGGUAAAAUGGCUAAAACCCGGCCCUGGCUGCUCUGCGGCUUAGUCCUGGUGGGACUCGCCGUCGUUGCGCUGCUCGUGUGUCUGCGCAUCGUCGUGUUCGUGGACAGCGGCUGCUCCAGCGGCGGCUUCAGGCGCGCAGCUGUGUCCGCAGACUCGCUGCGCUGCUCAGAGAUUGGCAGGGACAUGCUGGAGCAGGGGGGGUCGGCGGUAGAUGGCGCCAUUGCAGCUCUGCUGUGCACGUCCGUGGUCAACCCUCAGAGCAUGGGCAUCGGAGGCGGCUCCAUAGUCACCGUGAGGAACAGAACAGGAAACGUCAAGGUCUACAACUUCAGGGAGACGGUGCCGCGCGCGUUCAAAGCGGACCUGCUGCAGGACUGCCCCGCCUCCUUCCGGCUGUCACCAGGCAGCCAGUGGAUCGGCGUCCCCGGGGAGCUGCGGGGCUACGAGGCCCUGCACAGAGCCCACGGGAAGCUGCCGUGGGCCAAGCUGUUCGAGCCCACCAUCCAGCUGGCCAGGAGCGGCUUCCGCAUGCCGGCCUACCUGGGAGCGAUGCUGGAGUCCCCGCUGGUGAAGAGCCACGUGCAGAACUCGUCCCUGUGCCAGGUUUUCUGCAACAAGCAAAGAACGGUUCUGGGCAAAGGCGACGAGCUCAGGUUCCCCGCGCUUGCAAAAACCAUGGAGACCAUUGCAGAGCAGGGGGCAGAUGCUUUUUACACGGGCAAGAUAGGACAAGACCUAAUCCAAGACAUAAAAGCUGGAGGUGGAACUCUGACCGCAGAGGAUCUGAAGUCGUUCCGGGUUCGGGUUGACGAUGCCUGGACCGUCCCCAUAGGAACCGGCCUGAUGCACCUCCCUCCGCCGCCUGCUGGGGGCGCCCUGCUGGCCUUCAUCGUCCUGCUCAUGAAAGAAUUCUCCUUAAGUCCGAAGUCUCUGGAAGGAGACCAGAAGAUCCAGAUGUACCAUCGCUUCAUAGAGACGCUGAAAUUUGCCAACGCCCAGAAGAAAAGCAUCAGUGAUCCUGUGUUUAAUACCAAGAAGAGUGCACUUCACCUGCUUGACGCCUCCUUCAUCAGUCGCGUCAAGGAGGCGAUUUCAGACGGCGUCCGUGACAGGUCCCACUACGGCCGCGUGAGGCCGACCUCGGACCGCAUGGGGACGACCCACGUGUCGGUUCUGGACGAGGACGGCCUGGCCGUCUCCGCCACCAGCACCAUAAACGAACUCUUCGGAGGAGCCACGUUCUCCCCGCGCACGGGCGUCAUCCUCAACAACGAGCUGACGGAUUUCUGCGGCAGAGCGGACGCGGUGACGGCAGGUACGGUCGCAGACGCACACAGAGGCCUCGGCGCCAGUCUCAGCCUAACGCCGAGCCCGUUCACGGUCGCAGGUGAGCAGCCCCCCUCCUCCAUGACCCCGGUGGUGCUGGAGUCCGAGUCCGGAGGCGUCCUUGUGAUCGGUGGAUCCGGAGGAAGCAUGAUCGUCCCCAGCGUUGCGUUGGCUCUAAUAAAUCACCUGUUGCUGGGGAUGAACCUGGAAGAAGCCAUCGCUGCUCCUAUUGUGUUUGUUGACGCCAGGAACGACGUGAACUUUGAGUCGGGCUUUGACAAGUCUGUCAUAGAGGGACUCAAAGCUCUUGGACACAAAGUUGGAAACUGGAAGUACUUUUUAAACGUAGUCAAUGCGGUGGAAAAGGAGAACGGCUGCAUCCUGGCUGUGUCCGACCAAAGGAAGAUGGGAACAGCAGCGGGAUACUGAAAAACAGAACCCGGGAGAACGUUCUCACCAGAACCCAGCGUAAGCCUGAGCCUCCAGCCUUAAGAAAAGACUGAAUGAAAUGUGAGCUCCAUCAAGCUGCAGUUAAAGCAUCAUGUUUUAAACUUCGAGCAUCACUGUGUUUUAAAAAGCUACAAACGGAAAAGAGGCCAGAAACCCGAGGAGUCAUUUGGCAACUAAUUCUGACAAAACCGACGCACAACCACGUGACCGAGCCCUUGGACUGCUGAUUAUCCCUCUGAGCCACGUAACCCUCUAACAGUGUGAAUGAGAUAUUGCACUGAGCUGAUGAAGAUGUCGUAUGCUGUCACCUGAUGAGGGAAAUGUAACUGUGACCUUAAAUUUUUUAAAGCUAUAGAAUUUAUUUUUUAUAAAACCACAAGUAAAAGAACCUCACUUUACAUUUAUAGUAUCUAGUAGUUAGUUACAGUAACAUGUCGUACUGAUUUUUGUACCUUUUUAAUAUCAUACGUGUAACGUUUUGUAUGUACUUUUAUAUUUACAUGUCAAAAAUAAAACAAAAGUAGUCACUUGUCUUAA
Messenger RNA from Betta splendens (Siamese fighting fish), 2436 nucleotides. It is a transcript of the gene ggt5b, whose product is annotated as gamma-glutamyltransferase 5b. The transcript has 11 exons. Bases 73 to 1878 code for a protein of 601 amino acids. NCBI's taxonomy places the organism in Eukaryota, Metazoa, Chordata, Actinopteri, Anabantiformes, Osphronemidae. The record is from RefSeq and is a predicted model, not a curated record. Gene Ontology annotation, molecular function: glutathione gamma-glutamate hydrolase; leukotriene-C(4) hydrolase activity. Gene Ontology annotation, biological process: glutathione catabolic process; leukotriene D4 biosynthetic process; inflammatory response. Gene Ontology annotation, cellular component: plasma membrane.